AUGUCAUUUCCUGUCGUCAAUGGUGUCGAGGUUGCGGUGCCGCCUCCGUCGGGGUACAGAGUUGACUUUGAGAACCCGCUGACUGAUGCGUCGAUGGUGAGGAAUGCGUACUGGAUUUUCGGGAUGGAGUUUGCGAUAGCGACGGCGUUUUUGGGACAGCGGAUGUAUACGAAUGCAGUGAUUUUGCGCAAGUUCUUGAUUGACGACUAUUUAAUUCUUUUCGCUUGGGUCCUCUCUAUUGCGGCUCAAUCGUGUCUUCUCAAUGCAUACAGUCGCAAACUACUCGGCGUUCAUGCAUGGGAGAUGCCAAUCGACAGCAACACCCAGGCUAACCUACUCGUCAUGUGUACAACACUGACUUACAUCCCGACGACAAUCCUCUCUAAGCUGACGCUCUGCUUCUUCUACUACCGACUCUCGCCGUCUCUGUGGUAUCAAUACUCGGUUUACUUUACCGGCUUCCUCUGCAGUGCAAGUCUCAUCGGUAUCUGGUUCAGUGUUCUGUUUGCAUGCAAGCCUAUCGCUGCAGGAUGGGAUGUUAGGAUGUCGGUUGGGGCUACUUGCAUCAAUCGUCCUCCCAUCUACAUUACCCAGGCUGCCUUUGGUUGCAUCACUGAUGUGAUGUUGCUGGUAUUGCCUAUUCCAACUGUCAUCGGUCUACAAAUGUCUACUAGACAGAAGCUUGGCCUCGUCGGUCUCUUUGCUAUCGGUUCCAUUACUCUUAUCACAUCCAUUGUCCGACUGGUUCUUCUCUUGCCCAGCUUGUCAAAUCCCGAUCAAAGCUGGUCAUUGGCAGAAGGUUGUCUUUGGGUCAUCAUUGAAGCCAACCUUCUCAUCAUGUGCGGCUCCCUCCCAACACUUCGUGUCUUUCUCAAGAACGUCGCCCCUCGAGUUCUCGGCGACAAAAGCACACGAAAAGGCAGUGAAGAGCAAAGUGGAAGCGCCAAUUUUGGCCUCCAUACCUUUGGUGGUUCAAAUGGACCGCGCCGCAAGUUUGAUACGCUCGUUGAGCUGGAACAUGAUACUCACUUCAACAGAGUAAGCCUGCGGCCUGAGGGUAUGGGUAAGACGGACGUAAACAUCUACAGUGGACGUCACUCAAUCAACAUGUCAAUCACCCGUAUUGAGAUCGACCCUGAGGGUGACACUCUCGUCAUCGUUCCAGUUAAGCCGACUUCUACUCAAUCUGAGGCCCCAAACUCUCCCGAUGAGAAGCACUUCCUUUGUUCCAAGAAACACCUGACCCUUGCCUCUCGUCGGGCAGCAAGGCUCUUCUCAAGUCAAUUCAAAGAGGCUUCGGUCGAGUCAGAUGGUCUCUAUCACUGGAAAUUCGAAGCAAUCUUUAAUCAUGAAGCAUUUUCCCUCGUCUUGAAGAUUAUUCAUGGCAAAACACGUGGGAUUCCCCGCGACAUGAAGCUCGAUCUCCUAGCUGACAUUGCGACCAUCGUUGAUGAUCUACAAUGCCACGAGGCCGUAGCAUAUUUCAGCGAAAGCUGGCUCUUGUGCUGGCCCAGCGCGAGAAAAAAGGCCAGAGGGAAAGAAUUGGCUCAGCUGAUCCUCUCAUCUUUCGUUUUCGAGCAUGCUUCGCUCUUCGAGAACUACACCAAGUUGGCUAUAAGACACAGUGACGAUGUUCCAUCAACAUUCGGGUUGCCGAUCCGGGUAGAUGUUUCGAGUCAAAUUGAAAACACUAGGACCCAGAUUUUCGAGCAUCUCUUGGAUGGUUUAGACAAGCUCUACGACUGGAUCCUUGAUGGAAGCGCGGGAUGUAAUCCCGCAUGUCAAGCUUUACGGCUGGGGAGUCUAUCACAAGCGAGGAAGAAGCUGGGUCUAUAUCCCCGCCCGUCGUCUCCAUUCUCGAAGCUAUCUCUUGACUCUCUUCUCGAAUCUUUGGCAACUGUUCAGUCGCCAGCCUAUUUCGGACCACCAAACCAAGGCCCUGUCGCGAUGUAUUCCAGCAAAUGGAAUAUUGAGACUUCAUCUACGGUUGUCGUGCCUGGAGGUUUUUUCGGGGGUCAAUCGAAGUCUACACAGCCUGGGACUAAUAAUGCCUCUGUAUCAUCGCCUCAGCCCUCCGGCCUUUUUGGGCCAUCGGCUUUUUCUCAGACCACCAACAGUCCUCCACCUCGCCAGCUCGGUGCCCCUCCUCAGCCUACUGUUGGUCUGUUUGGUUCGUCUACUGCAUCUCAGAGCCCUGCAAGCGGUGGCUUGUUUGGGAAUGCUAAUUCCAAAGUUGGAACUAAUACUUCAGCGGCUGAGAACCAAGAACAGCCCGCAAUUAUUGUUAAACAUAAUUGUCGCUUGAAGGACCUUAUCGAGCCCUUGGUCAUGGCAGCUGAAAAUGAAAUUACAGGGCUGAAACUUGCAGACUUCCCAAGACCGUAG
Fusarium poae is the source of this 2385-nucleotide messenger RNA. RefSeq lists its product as uncharacterized. The record is from RefSeq and is a predicted model, not a curated record. The transcript has 6 exons. Lineage: Eukaryota; Fungi; Ascomycota; Sordariomycetes; Hypocreales; Nectriaceae. Bases 1 to 2385 code for a protein of 794 amino acids.